This is a messenger RNA of Naegleria gruberi, 3066 nucleotides long. RefSeq lists its product as uncharacterized. The record is from RefSeq and is a predicted model, not a curated record. Lineage: Eukaryota; Heterolobosea; Eutetramitea; Acrasida; Naegleriidae. Bases 1 to 3066 code for a protein of 1021 amino acids. The transcript has 5 exons. Gene Ontology annotation, biological process: protein homooligomerization. Gene Ontology annotation, molecular function: protein binding.
AUGUUAACAACAUCAGAGAGCAAGCGCAAGAGAGUUUCCGAAUCGACAAUAGAUGCUCAUCAAGCUAAUGAUGAAAAUAUUGAUGAUGAAGAAAUUUCCGUCCAUGCCAUCGAUCCAUCCAAUGUAGUCGAUAAGAAGGAAAAGAUUGAAAGAGCAAAAAUUUCGAAACUCUUGCAAUUGAAGAAGGAGAAGGAAGAAAUUGAUCGUCAGAGGAGGGAAUUAGAUUAUUUGGAAAAGUUUAUUCUGAACAAGCCUAUGAGCAUUUCCGAACCUAAUUCUGCUGUUACUCCAUCAUCGUCUGCUACUCAUGUUGAAGAAAUUGAUUAUCAAAUCUUUUUCCGACAAAAAGCAGUGAUUGAUUUACUUCAAGAACAGGGAAAGCAAAAUAUGAUUAGAUUUAAUGUGAGAGGUAAAAUAUUCGUCACUUCGAGAGCAACUAUUGAAAAGAGAGAAAAUAUGCUAAAGACCAUGUUAUCUUCCAAUUUUGGUAUUGAUACCGAUUCUACAGGUGCCAUCACACUUGAUUGUAAUCCAGAUUAUUUUCAAAUUAUUUUGGAACAUAUUAGAACAGGUUCUACUACUCAUAUUGGUGUGUUUGAGGAAAGAACUGAGGAUUAUCUUGACAAGUUUAAUGAAUUGUUGGAGAUGGCUGACUUUUUUGGUUUGUCUAAAUUAGCAAGUGCUGUAAAGACAAUUGUAAAGGAUAUUGAAUCAGAUAAAAGAAGUGAAAACAAGAAACUAACCUCAUUGGAUUCUAGUAUGGUUUCAAUCGAUAAAGAACAGAAAGAACAGGAAUACAUUGAGAAUUUCAUGUCUCUUACUAUAACUGAGAAGGAAAAUGCAGAUUCAUACUUUUCAGAUGUGGAAACAAAACUUGAAAAGGAAAGAAAAGAAUUGUUACAAAGAGAGAAGGAUUUAUUGUCCUCAUGCUCCAAUCCAGAAUUGGUGUUCAAUGUAAGAGGCGUCAGGCAUGUUGUUUCCAUUCAGAAAAUUGUUGCUCAUCCCGAUUGUAUUCUCAAUGAUUUAUUAGCUAGAGUGGAUUCUGGUGAAUUGGAUAAUAAUGAAAUUUUAAUAGAUAGAGAUCCAGAAGUUUAUCAGUACAUAUUCUCAUUCUUACAAAAUGGAUCAUUUUCAAUUCCAAGUGAAGAACACAAGAAGAAGCAAAUAUAUCGUGAAGCCAAAUCACUCAACUUGAGAAAAAUGAUUGACUAUUUCGAUCCACUACGUUGGCCAAUAGAAACAAUAGGUAAAGAGAAUAUCAAAAUGAGAGAGGAGGAGGAUUACAUUAGAGAAUUAUUUGCAACUGACAGAGAAAAUCCAUUAUUGAAAGAUCCUUACCUAUUUUUGAUCAAUAUUUUCGAAAAUCAAACUAUUAGAGAUGGUUUUAAAAAGGAAACAACCAAUCCGAAUAUUCCAUUAAUUUUUAACUUUGAAGAUCAAAUAGAAUGCUCAGAAUUAACUUGGAAGGGAAAUGUAGCUGAACCAAGAAUUCCAGAAAUUAUUUCUAGUAAGGAUGAAUUUAUUGCUCAAUUCAAUGCAGUUACCUAUGGUAUUUUCAAAGAUGCUGACUUUUCAAAUAUGGCUGUAGCUGGAGGAAGUAUUUGUGCAUGCCUUUUGAACCAUUCUGAUUCACCUGAAAAGACUUCCAAUCCAGGUAGACACAAUUGGGAUGAAGAUGAUGCAUCUGAUGAAGAGGUACCUGAAGCAUCUAACGCAGAUAAUUGCUUUACCGAUUCAGAUAAUGAAUCCUACAAUGCAGGUUACAGUGGAACUAGUUAUAAUAGAACGUGGGGUGCCUCAAGUUUUGCUGACAAUAGAACAGAAAAUCAAAAGAUGGCCGACAAACUUGGAAGUACAGCAUGGAAAGACAGUGAUAUUGAUAUUUUCUUGUAUGGGCUUACUGAACAACAAGCAGAAGAAAAACUCACAUACCUCUUCACUCUAUUCAAGAAGAAUUUGAAUAGUCACACUGCAAGAACAUACCAGAAUGGGAUAUCUGAUGAUAUUAUGAUUGUCAGAACUCAACAUGCUGUGACCUUUUAUUUCUCCUAUCCUAUCAGACCUGUUCAAAUUAUUUUAAGAAUUUACAAAUCAAUUACUGAGAUAUUGUGUGGUUUUGACAUUGAUAGUGUAACUGUUGCAUUCGAUGGCAAUCAAGUGUUUGCCCUACCAAGAUUCAAAAGGGCUAUCAAGUAUAGAAUGAAUUUAGUAGAUCCAGAUCGUCAGUCCACAACAUAUGAAACUCGCUUAGUAAAGUACGCUAAAAGAGGUUUCAGAAUAGGAAUUCCAGGGUUUGAUCCAUCACUGAUUAAAAAUGAAUAUUUAACCCAGGGUAAAAACCCAUUUUAUUAUCGUAGAAAAUACAGAUAUUAUAGGUUUAGCAAUCAUAAGGCUGAUGUUUCAAGAGUUACAGGAUUGGCAAGGAUUUUAUUGUACAAACAAGCUCACAAAUAUGCAAAAAAUGUUAGAAAAUCGAUUGUGGAAGAAAAUAUUGAAAAUCAGGAGAAUGACCACGAUUAUAAACAGCUUUGCCUUCCAUACAGUUCAACAGCAACCCCAUCCCAUAACUAUCAAACAACCCAGUCUGUUAUUGCUUAUUUUAUGGAAAAAUUGGGAAAGAAACCUCAUUUCGAAUGUGCUUUGAAUGAUGUAUUCUCGGUUUUGCACACCUCUGGUGACAAUUCCACCCUUGAAGCUGAAGUUAAAUGGAUGGUUAUUGAGCCAACCACACAAAAAAUUGGAAGUUUCAACCCAACAACAAAUAACUUUUACAAGGAUGCUUAUUCUUCUAUUAAUGCAACAGGUCUUACGCCUGUUAAACGUAAGAAAUUGAAAUCAAUCUACACAUGGUCUUGGCAAAAUAGGAACACUUUUAUUAGUUAUGAUGAAGCAACUUGUGGCGUUAUUGAAAAAGCAUACAGAGAAUAUAGGGAUAAUGCUUCUAAAGACAGAGUCAAUGUUUCUGAUACUCACUACAUUGAUUUUAGAAGAAUGAAACAAGUAGCAAAAGCAGAUUCCACAAGACAAAGAGCAGUCAAAAGAACAAAAUCUGUUGUUGUGGAUUGA